Messenger RNA from Leptopilina heterotoma, 2133 nucleotides. RefSeq lists its product as uncharacterized. The transcript is spliced from 3 exons. The coding region runs from base 278 to 2131 and encodes 617 amino acids. NCBI's taxonomy places the organism in Eukaryota, Metazoa, Arthropoda, Insecta, Hymenoptera, Figitidae. The record is from RefSeq and is a predicted model, not a curated record.
UAGAAAUCGAUCGCUAAAAUUGCAAAGAAUUUUCUAUGCUAUAAACUUUGCACUUAGUUUGUCUUUCUAAUGGAAAAUAACUACAAAAUUGAACAAGAGUUGCCUUGGACUCAAAAAAUCGGUCUUUGGACAAAUAGCUCAACCUAAUAGGUAGGAAUAUUUCAAAGGAAGACGUUAUACGUCAAGUGGAAUUCCUCUUACAUACCAAAAGACAAACUUUGGAGAAACAGAAUUUAUUGUAAAAGCAGUUUUGGAAAGGAAAUUCUCCAUUACUAGAAUGGAAUUAGCAUUCGUUAUCUCACUGGCAUUGUUGUUUAAAACAACCAAUGGAUUUGUACCAUCAGGAAGCAUUGACUUACCCACCUUUCUGAUGAAAACCAUCGAAAAAGAUUCAAGAAUAAGACAGAUUAUGUGGUUAGUCGAAAGUAAAACCGAAUCCUUUGAUUUAUCAAAAGUUGCAACUCACAUACCGUCUAUUAUCAUUCCUCACAAAAAUGCAAAUGAAAAACUAGGUUUGAAAUUGUCCGCAUUGCCAAUGUUCAUGACCACUCGUUCAACACUAAUUGUAAUCAGUUUCAAUUCAAUGAACUUUUUUCCAAAUAAUUCCCUACCAGACGAUAUGGGAAUACUGAACUUUUUCACCGAACUAAUUCAUGCAAAUCAGAGACCAAAGCUUUUAAUAAUCGAAAAAGUCCAAAUUGGCAGAAAUUAUCGAAACUUGCUCAAAUUUAUGUGGGAACGAAACUUUUUAGACGUGACUAUUUUGGAAUUAAUCCACAGGAGUAGAAAUGAAAAUCUUAUUUCGACGAACCCAAGUAUGAACUUGAUUUUGCAGCAUUACUUGAAUCCGUUUACAGCUCGAUUUACAGAGAGGGAAAUUUCGUUAGAAGGGGAAUUGUUUCCUGAGAAGGUGAUAAAUCUUCAUGGAUACAAAUUGAAGGUUGGAUACUUCCACUAUCCGCCCUAUGUCGUAGUUACUAGGAACAAAUCAGGAGAUGUCGUCAAUUUAGAUGGACCCGAUUAUCAGCUUGUGAGGAUCCUUUCCGAAACGAUGAAUUUUCGAGUUAUGGAAAUAGUUUCAACGAAAAAUAGUUGGGAUCGUAGUGUAUGCGAGAAAGAGGGCAACGUUGGCAUAACUCGCGCAUUACUUUACAAUCAUAUCAAUUUUGUCGGUGUACAAUCUGGUAGAUUCAUGUCCGAAUGUAUGUUGAAAGUGAUCAAGUACAUAGAGCUGAGUUUUCAGAAUAUUUACUAUUCACCAGUGACACCAACAUUGUCAGCUGAUAAUGUUUCAAUAUCCGUUGGAAUGAAGGUUUCCUAUUUGAUGACAAUGGUUAUCUUGUUGGUAAUGGCAUGGCUUUUCGCUCACGUCGUCAAAUUUGCAGUUGCGAAUUGGCGAAUGAUCGAACUUUUCAAAAUGAUGCUUGGAAUGAGUUCUUCAUCAUCACCCAGUGAAUCAGCAGAAAGAAUUUUUCUCACAUCUACUCUUUUCACCUACUUUUUGUUUUCGACGGAAAUUUUUUCUGCCUUUACAAGUAUUAAUUUGCAUAAGCAACCGAUUGUUGUAAUUGACACGAUGGAAGAAUUAUACGCGUCAAAUUUAACACCAGUAAUUUUUCCAAACGUGGAACCACUGUUUGAUGCUAGUAAAUUGCAUAUUGCGAAAUAUAUCAAUAGAUCUAUUAUUGUUGUGAAUACGGAUAAGAAAUGUUUGGAGUAUUUAUCAACGAAUGGAAAUGUGACAUGUUUUAUGAGAUCGACAAUUGCUGAUUUGGGAAUUAAGGAAGCUAGAAAGAAGAAGGCGGCGAUUUCAAUGCAUAGGGUUAAUGAUUAUUUGACGGAUUUAUUGAGUUGUUUGAAAUGUGAACCGGGUUUUCCGUAUGAGUUAAGAUUUAGAAUGUUGUUAACAAGAUUUCAGCAGACGGGAAUUCCUUACAAGUGGUAUGAGAAGUACUUUGGUACUGAGACAGAGAAACCUACAAUGGCUGAUGCUUUUAAUUCUGAUGGCGAUUCAUCGAAUCUGCAGAUUUAUCAAAACAUGAUGGUUAUUUUUGGCUUUGGAUUUUGUUCGUCCCUUGUUGCUUUUAUUGGAGAGGUGUGUUUGCAUUACUAUAAACUUUGGAGGAAAUAAAU